Molecule: messenger RNA, 198 nt
Organism: Encephalitozoon cuniculi GB-M1
Lineage: Eukaryota; Fungi; Microsporidia; Unikaryonidae
Exons: 1
Coding region: 1-198 (65 amino acids)
Biological process (GO): nucleotide-excision repair; transcription initiation at RNA polymerase II promoter
Cellular component (GO): transcription factor TFIIH core complex
Source: RefSeq, marked provisional
AUGGUGAAAGCGACAAAAGGGUAUUUCCUAAGAACAGAGCCUAGCGUAAAAGAGGUGAUAUUGAAGCUUGGGGAGACGGAGAACUUCGUAAUAGAGGACAUAAACGAUACGUGCGUCUUCAUCACACCGGAGGCAGCCUCAGACAUCAAGGACAGGGUUGAGCUUAUAAUGAGCAAUGCAAGGAACCCAGGGAAGUAA